GUUUGAUUUAUUUUCGAUGCAACCAAACCACACCAAACAAAUAUUAAAUUUUAAUUAAAAAAUUAGGAGAAAAUAUGUGGUUCAUGACUUGAUUCAUAGCGACGGUGAUUGAUUAGUGAUACUCAAAUUCAUCUUACAACUUACCAGCAUUCAAAUCACACUCACCGUAGAAAGACUCUUUAGACUCCCCCAAAGCCAAAGGCCAAAACCUCUCAACUUUGCACAGCUAAAACCAAAUUCCCGAUUACAUUAAAUCCACCAAUCUGUGCGUAUAUAUGCCUAUUCGUAGCCUGUCACUGUAGUUUACUUUCGUACGAUUUAAUGGGGCUUUUGAAGAAGAUCGUGGGAUAUCUAGGGUUAGGAAAUCACGAUUUGCACGAAGUCAACAAGGAGCAUGACGAUGACAAAGAUGUUAGUGGGAACAAUCAUCUGAACUCAAGUGACGAAAUUCAUCAUCAUAAUUAUAGUAAUCUCCCCCGUAAAGGAUUUAGUGUUCCCGUUCAAGUUCCCGUAGAUAGAGGUCAUCAAAUCGGCCCAGUUUUAGUUCCCUGUGUAGCCGGCGAUGGCGGUGUUCAGGGUUUAGGAUGGUAUGCGCGUCGUUUAAAGAUAGAUGAAGAUGGAGAUGUUGCAGACGAGUUUCUUGUGGAGAACAUUCUAGAAACAGAAGAAAUACAUCAACAAAAGCAACAAUUUGUUCCUAAAUUUGAAGUGAAAUUAAACAUGAAAUCUGCGAAAGCAAGAAACCCAAUUUUAUCACGUGAAGGAAGGAUCCAACACUAUGUGGAAUACCGAGGUCGAUUACUACUGGCCUAAACAACCCCCCCCCCCACCCCACCCCACCCCACCCACCC
Messenger RNA from Lactuca saligna, 851 nucleotides. The record is from the annotation of a GenBank genome assembly. NCBI's taxonomy places the organism in Eukaryota, Viridiplantae, Streptophyta, Magnoliopsida, Asterales, Asteraceae.